AUUGCGAGGUCUCCGCAGUCAUGUCUGAAACGGCGCCUGCUGUGGCAGUUGCUGCUGCCGCGCCAGCUCCAGCCUCCAAGGCUCCGGCCAAAAAGGCGAAGAAGGCUGGAGCGGCCAAAGCGCGCAAGCCUUCGGGCCCCAGCGUCACCGAGCUGAUCACCAAGGCGGUGGCUGCUUCCAAGGAGCGCAAAGGCGUCUCCCUGGCAGCUCUCAAGAAAGCUUUGGCGGCUGGAGGCUACGACGUGGAGAAGAACAACAGCCGUAUCAAGCUGGGGCUGAAGAGCCUGGUCACCAAAGGGACUCUGGUGCACACCAAGGGCAUCGGCGCCUCUGGCUCCUUCAAACUGGGCAAGAAAUCCGGCGACGCGAAGGAGAAGGCCCCCAAGAAGAAGCCCGUCAAAGCCAAGAAGCCUGUGGCGAAGAAGGCUGCCGGGGCAGUCAAGAAGCCCAAGAAGCCCGCCGCUGCCAAGAAGAGUCCCAAGAAGCCCAAAAAGCCCGCGGCUGCCAAGAAGGCGGCCAAGAGCCCCAAGAAGGCGAAGCCUGUCAAGCCCAAGAAAGUGGCGAAAAGCCCGGCCAAAGCGAAGGCGGUGAAGCCCAAGACUGCGAAAGCCAAGACCGCCAAGCCCAAGGCGGCAAAGGCGAAGAAGGCGGCGCCCAAGAAGAAAUAAACCUCCGAUGACCCAUCCGUUCCUUGCUUUCAAAAACCCAAAGGCUCUUUUAAGAGCCACCCACUUAGUCUAAAAAAGAGCUGGCACGCGCCUUGGGCAAAGGCGAUCCCUCCUGGAGCUGUCCCUUGACAGGCUUGCAACAAGCCUGAAGUUAGCUUCUCGGGUGGUUUAAUUCCCAUAUAUUUACAAUAAUUGGAGGGGGGGUUCACUUUACCAUAGAAGGUAGUAGAAGAAGCCAAAGGUAGCCCCGAAAAAGCACAGUGCAGUUCAUACCUGAAUUGGGAUUUUAAUGUAUCUUGGGGAAGUAAUUUAGGCUUAGGCGAGAGGGAAACUAACGAGUGAACACAGCGAGUCAAGUACUACCUUGCAGAUGGUCAAAAGCGGUUUUUCUGCAGCUGGCAAUUUUUUCAAUUUCAAUUAAUCAUUGGGAUUCGAAUUGGGGAUCAGCAGCAUUCUCCCGGACAGGUGUGUGCGGGGGGGGGGGGGGGAGGCACUUUGCUUCUCUUCUAUAUUACAGGAGAUGUUUACAAUUUCGGUUUUCAAUGUUCAGUGAACUGAGUGGGACUCUUGAAUAUAAACGUGUGUAGGAUUGGGUUUCAAUUAGUUAAAUCGUUGUAUGGAAAGAACCUUCGAGUGUAGUAUCCGAAUCUAUUUCUAGCAUUAAUGCUUGCUGAAAGCCGCUGACAGAAGAAACAACGUACUUUUGGGGCGGGAAUGAGUACGGAUGAUCAUAUACUGCAAAGGACUGAAAUAAAGAACUUUU
Molecule: messenger RNA, 1431 nt
Organism: Gekko japonicus
Lineage: Eukaryota; Metazoa; Chordata; Lepidosauria; Squamata; Gekkonidae
Product: histone H1-like
Exons: 1
Coding region: 21-668 (215 amino acids)
Biological process (GO): nucleosome assembly
Cellular component (GO): nucleosome
Molecular function (GO): structural constituent of chromatin; DNA binding
Source: RefSeq, a predicted model, not a curated record